AUGAGUAAUAAACUAAAAGAACAAUUAGAGAAAAAGAGAAAAGAAGCACAAUCUUUGGCAUUGUCAUCUGGUGAGAAUGGUUCUCAAACAAAAAAAUAUAAAACAAGAGGUGAAAUCGAAAAAGAGAAUUUAAAGAAAAAAGAAGAAGAAAAAUUAAAAUUAGAAAAAGAAAAAGAAGAGAAAUUAAAAGUUAAUAAUACAGAUAAAAACGAAGAAAACAAUAAUAAUGUAAAUCAAAAUAAUAAUAAUAAUAAUAGUGAUGAUAAUAAUAAUAAUGUAAAUAAUGAACCUAUACCCUUUUUACCAAAAGAACAAGUUGUUAGAAAACUAAGAGAAAGAGGACAACCUAUAACUUAUUUCGGUGAAACCGAUUAUAUGAGAGCGGAAAGAUUAAGAUUGUUGGAGGAGAAUGAACCUAUUGAAUAUACUCAGGGUGAUAAUGAAUUCCAGAAUCUAUUGAAGCAGAUUAAUAGUGAGCAAAAGUCUGGUGGUGUCAGUGGCGAUGCCGACUCACAGCGAAAGAAGAGUAAAGAACCAGAGGAGUCGGAAGAGGAACUAAAAGAGGAAUCAAAGAAAUCAAAGUAUGGCAAUAUCUAUUACUUCCUUUGGAAGCUACUGAAGGAGUGGAAAGAGCAUUUGGAUGCACGACCAGAGGAAGAGGUGCGAACACCACAAGGUAACAAGGCAAAGGCGAUCUACGCACAAUGCAACAUACAUAUUAAACCACUGUUUGCUCAAUUGAAAUCGAAAUCACUGCCGGACGAUCUGCUGCAGCAUAUCUACAAGAUUGUCGAGUUUUGCAAGGAGCGUGAAUACUCUAAAGCCAACAGUCAGUAUAUGGAGAUGUCAAUUGGUAACGCACCGUGGCCGAUGGGUGUAACGAUGGUUGGUAUUCACGAUCGUUCCUCGAGAGAAAAGAUCUCUUCCAGUCAAGUGGCACAUGUGUUGAACGAUGAAACACAAAGAAAAUUCAUUCAGGGAAUCAAGAGAUUAAUGACAUUCUGUCAAACGAAAUAUCCAAACAAUCCAUCUAAAUGUGUUGGUUAA
Heterostelium album PN500 is the source of this 1047-nucleotide messenger RNA. It is a transcript of the gene prp18, whose product is annotated as pre-mRNA-splicing factor 18 family protein. The transcript has 3 exons. The record is from RefSeq and is a predicted model, not a curated record. NCBI's taxonomy places the organism in Eukaryota, Evosea, Eumycetozoa, Acytosteliales, Acytosteliaceae. Gene Ontology annotation, biological process: generation of catalytic spliceosome for second transesterification step; RNA splicing. Bases 1 to 1047 code for a protein of 348 amino acids. Gene Ontology annotation, cellular component: U2-type post-spliceosomal complex; U4/U6 x U5 tri-snRNP complex; U5 snRNP.